Molecule: messenger RNA, 4434 nt
Organism: Photinus pyralis (common eastern firefly)
Lineage: Eukaryota; Metazoa; Arthropoda; Insecta; Coleoptera; Lampyridae
Gene: DNApol-alpha180
Product: DNA polymerase alpha catalytic subunit
Exons: 9
Coding region: 141-4406 (1421 amino acids)
Biological process (GO): leading strand elongation; lagging strand elongation; DNA replication
Cellular component (GO): alpha DNA polymerase:primase complex
Molecular function (GO): pyrimidine nucleotide binding; chromatin binding; DNA-directed DNA polymerase activity
Source: RefSeq, a predicted model, not a curated record
UCGUACCCUUAAACGGACCAUUUCGCGUACGUCCAUGUGUUGUAGGUUAUGUCUGUUACUAUUUACCGCCAAAACGCGAAAUACACAUCCAGAUUUAUAUCAAAAUAUAAAAUAAGGGCAAGCUCGAUCGAAUUAUUAAAAUGGAAGAAAGUGCAGAUGAACCUAGAGCAAAGCGACAAAAGAAGAGUAGACCGGGAAGGCUCGCCGCAUUUGAGAAGUUAAAACAGUUGAAGGGCUCAAAGAACAAGUACGAAGUGUCUGAUGUUGAUCAUGUGUACGAAAUAGUCGAUGAAAGGGAGUAUACUAAAAAAGUGUUAGAUCGGCAGGACGAUGAUUGGAUUGUUGAUGAUGAUGGUAGUGGUUACAUUGAGGACGGCCGAGACAUAUUUGAUGAUGAUCUGGAUGCGGAGUCUCUUGCAAAUGCGGCAUCGUCAAAAAAGGGGAAAAAUCGCAAGAAGACUAAGGGCAUCUCCGAAAACGCCGGCAAGGGAAAUUUGCAGUAUCUCAUCUCCAACAUGCCAUCCAAAAGAAAAGAGGAAGUGAAGUUGGGCGACGAUAACGUCUUGUCCGAUUUACUGGCCGAAAUUGACGAUAACACACCGGGCAGAUCGCUUUCCGAAAAAAUAAUUAAGCCCAAGUCUGUUGCGAAAUUCUCAUUGUCUGCCGAUAAGAAAGCGGCAAAGGAUUACUUGAAUAGCUUCUCGUUGCCUAAAUUAUCAAAACCGAAAGUUACGCCUAUACUGCAGCCCGAAGUGCAGCCGGAGGGGGAAGAAAAUGAAAUUGUCGAAUCCAUGGAUAUUGUCGACGAUUCACAACCGGAACCACCAAAACCGACUCAAUUAUCGAAGGUGGACUCGUUCACAAUAGAAGACAUACAGUCGCAGUUUGAAGACGACUUUGAUGUGAGUGAAAUACAGGAUGUGUCACAAGAUAUUACGGUGGUAGAGCCGAGGACCAAUGUCACCGAAGAGCAGCUAUCUACCGGAUGGGAUACAUUGCAGGAGGGAACGUCGAAUAUUCCUCAAAGCGAUGUUCACGUCGAUUGUUCCCAAAUACCUACCGUGAAGGACAGUGCGGGUAAUCCAGUCUUUCGUUUCUUUUGGUGGGACGCGUACGAGAACGUCACAAAGCGUCCAGGCGAAAUAUUUCUCUUUGGCAAGACCUAUUGCGAUGCGGUAAAAUCGUACGUCAGCUGUUGCGUGGUGGUACAAAAUGUCGAAAGGAAAAUAUACCUACUACCUCGAACUCACGUUUUGGAUCUGCACAGGCGGCCGACCGACACUCCCGUGUCUAUGAUUGACGUUUACCACGAAUUUAAUAAUAACUACGCGCCCCGACUGUGUUUAAAGUCGUUCAAGUCCAGGAAGGUUACAAAGUACUACUGUUUUGAUCCUAAUAUACCGACCGAGUCUGAGUAUUUGGAAAUUCGAUACUCUGGAAAAAAUCCUCGCGUUGACGCAGAUAUUUGCAAGGAUGGCGGUAAAACAUUCUCGUGCGUUUUUGGAAGUCGAAGCAGCUUUCUUGAAAUUUUCCUACUGGAACGCAGGAUAAAAGGUCCAUGCUGGCUUGACAUAGUCAACCCCGAACCCGUGCAUAACCCCGUCAGUUAUUGCAAAUUCGAAAUACACUGCUCGAAACCGAUCGACGUUUCAAUAGUUCAAGACCCGCCGCCGCCUCCGUCUCUCGUAGCCCUUACCAUCAACAUGCAAACGGUCGUCAACUCGACAAAUAUGCAAAACGAAAUCGUGAUGAUGUCAUUUUUGGUGCACUCGAAAUACGCCGUCGACAAAAAGCCACCAAAUCCGUUGUUUCAGCAACACUUCUGCGUUUUCACUCGACCCGGAGAUCAAAAUUUUCCUUACGACAUUCACAAUGCCCUCCAGACGUUCAAAGCAACCAAAGUUCAAAAGAUGGAUUCGGAACGCGCGUUGCUCAACUAUUUUCUUCUACAAGUUCAGAAGAUCGACCCCGACGUCGUCGUCGGCCACGACUUGCUCGACUACCAAAUCGGACUGUUAUGUGAACGGCUGCUGCAUUGCAAAACUAGCAAUAUAAGCCGAUUGAGCAAGGUCAAACGUGCAGACGUGCCCAAUAAGCGUCUCCUAGAGAAAGAUCUCUUUGUCGGUCGGCUUGUCUGCGACAUUAAGCUUUCCUCGAAGGAGCUAAUCAAAUCGAGAUCGUACGAUUUGGGCACUUUGUGUCAGAACGUGCUGAAAUUGGGGCAAGGGGAGCGUAUUGAAAUGGAAAGCGACGAAGUGCCGAGAUUUUUUCAAACUUCUACCGACAUUCUCAAGUUAAUUACGUUCACGAUGCAGGAUGCCGCGUACAUUUUGAAAAUAAUGUACGAGUUAAACGUCAUUCCUUUAGCCCUGCAAAUCACCAACAUUGCCGGAAAUGUAAUGUCGAGAACUCUACUGGGCGGCAGAUCGGAGCGAAAUGAACUUUUGCUUUUGCACGCGUUCUCGGAAAGGGAUUACAUCGUUCCUGAGAAGAACACCUUUAAAGAUUUAGAUGAUGGGGAGACGAAAAGGAACGCAUCUUCGAAGAAGAAACCCGCAUAUUCGGGUGGCCUCGUGUUAGAUCCGAAAGUGGGCUUUUAUGAUAAAUUGGUUCUGUUAAUGGAUUUCAACUCUUUGUAUCCGAGCAUUAUUCAAGAGUAUAAUAUUUGUUUUACUACGAUUUCUAGUACGGACAGCGAAGAAGAUAUCUCCCUUCCUGAUCAACAGUUACCUCCAGGAAUUUUACCAACCGAAAUUCGCAAGCUGGUCGAGAGCAGACGGUACGUCAAAAAACUAAUGAACAACCCGGAUCUCGCGCCGGACUUAAAAAUGCAAUACAACAUUCGACAGAUGGCGUUAAAGCUAACGGCGAACAGCAUGUACGGAUGCCUAGGUUUUGUGCAUUCUCGUUUCUAUGCGAAAAAUUUGGCAGCGCUCGUCACUUUUAAGGGGCGCGAAAUUUUAACAAACACGAAGGAUCUCGUCGAAAAAAUGCUCUAUCAAGUAAUCUAUGGCGACACUGAUAGUAUUAUGAUUAACACGAACACGUUGGAGUACGAUGACGUAUUUAAAAUUGGCGUGAGGAUUAAGCAGGAGGUGAAUAAGUUGUAUAAGCAGAUCGAGCUGGAUAUCGACGGGGUCUUUAAGUAUUUGCUGUUGUUGAAGAAGAAAAAGUACGCUGCCGUUGUAAUUUCCAAAGACAGAAAUCAUCAAUUGCAGUACCACCAAGAGCACAAAGGUUUGGAUAUAGUCCGACGUGAUUGGUCGCAACUGGCGGCGACCGCCGGCAAAGUUACCUUAGACAACAUACUAAAUGAUCAACCGUACGAAGACCGCAUCGAGAAUAUUCACGCGCAUCUGGCGAAGUUGAAGGAAGAUUUGGAUCAAAACAAAGUCCCACUGUCUCUACUUGUAAUCACCAAGCAGUUGACGAAGGAUCCACGUUUGUACAACAAUCACACGCAGUUUCCUCACGUUCAGGUGGCAUUGCGUUACAAUAAGCGGGGCGGUCGUGUUUUCAAAGCGGGCGAUAUAGUUUCGUACAUCAUAUGCGAAGACGGUACUAACUUACCUGCAACCCAAAGGGCCUAUCAUAUUGAAGAACUAAAAAAUUCGGAACACUUAAAAAUCGACAUAAAGUACUAUCUUGGGCAACAAAUACAUCCGGUAGUGUCAAGACUGUGCGAACCGCUCGAGGGUACCGAUCCGUACCAAAUCGCCAACUGUUUAGGUUUAGACACCACUAACUUUAAAAAGCCAGUAAGAAGCACUACCGAACCUACGGAUAACUUGGCAAAAACACGCAACCUGUUUACUAACGUUGAUCCAUUCGUGUUCAUAUGUACAUCUUGCAAGACGGAAAAUAAGGUAACCGGAGUGUUUGACGGAAAUGUUCCAUUUUUAACUAAAUGUGCCAAUCCGGAAUGUGGUAUCCGUCCGAUCGACUAUUUAGGCUCGGUUAGUAACCAACUGACACUCUCAAUUCGAGGGUAUAUAAAACAGUAUUAUCGCAAUCAGUUGACCUGCGAAGAUCCCGCUUGCGUUAACGAAACAACGCGGGUGCCCCUUAAGUUUGUUGGCAAAUAUCCGAUAUGUACAUUUUGUAAAAAAGGAAUCAUGUACCAAAAGUACACAGAGGGCGACUUAUACAAUCAACUUCGAUAUUUUCAGCACAUUUUUGAUCUAAGUAAGCUGGACAAACGUCCAAUUUUAGAUGGAACGAUUGAAAGUGGAAUUCAUAACCUUAAAGAAACGGUGGAAAGAGUGUUGCAGCAUUCCGGCUAUGCCACCAUUAAUCUUACCAAAUUAUUCUCAUCAUUAUUUGUUCAAAACCGUGAUUCUAUUAUAUUGCCUAGCGUUGAAAAUCAUACCAUCGAUGAGUAUGAAGAGGAUUUUGACGACUUUUAGCACUUGUAUUAUUGUUUUUAGUAGGUUU